Molecule: messenger RNA, 1704 nt
Organism: Adineta ricciae
Lineage: Eukaryota; Metazoa; Rotifera; Eurotatoria; Adinetida; Adinetidae
Source: the annotation of a GenBank genome assembly
AUGUCGACUACGUGGUUUGAUCGUUUACCAGCGGAAAUUAUUUUCCAAAUAUUUCGUUACUUGUCAACGAAUGAUAUUGUUUACACAUUCACUCAUGUCAAUGAACGGUUCUAUCGUCUCCUGAUCGCAAAUUCGCAGGAUUAUCUCAAAAUCUGCUUACCGAAACAUAAUUUUCAAGAAUGGGCUGCGAUUUGCUCAGAUAUCGGUUCACAUGUCGACUCACUAAUAAUCGAUACAUCUGAGAUUCCGUUUUCACUAUCAUACUUUUCCAAUUUGAAGCGUCUAUCCAUAUCAUGCACAUUAUCGAAUGAUCAAUGGAAGUUAAUUAUUGAUAGUCAACAGUUCAAUCAACUUAAAUCAUUCAAACUAAUCAAACCGCGAUUCAUUGACUACGAUAAUGAGCGUGAUAUGAAAAUAAAUCAUAUCUGCAUGCUUUCACAAUUCUGGAAUGGUGACAACUCAUUGGAGGCUAUUGACUAUUCACCAGUUAUCAUUCAGUUUCCGUUAUUGAUUAGACAUCGAUUUCGAACGAAUGAAAGUUUACAUUCCUUAAGAAUAGCACUAAACGUUUUUACUGAUAUAUUCACAUUAUUACCAUUUACACCGAAUUUAGCCUACUUAAAUCUUCAAACAUAUCCACCGAUCCAAUUUAAGACGAAUGCGGAAGAGUUGAAACUGAAAUUAAAAGAAUUUCAUCUAAAAUUCUACAAUGAAUCAGGUCGAAUGAUUUAUUUCGAUCGUCUCCUUGAUGUGAUAAACCAAAUAUCAUCGACAUUAGUUUGUUUAUCGUUAAAUUUAAGUGAAUCAUUUCUUGACUGUGGAACUGACUCCGUACCAUUCGAUCAUCUGAAAUUAAAGCAAUAUAUGGAAACAAUGAAUAAAUUGAGCGAAUUCCAUAUGUACGCUAAGUUACAACCUAACCAAACAAAACAAAACCAACGAAUCCUUCUUGAUUUGAAAAAACAACAAAUGUUGUCGGACCGAAAUGUAUUCUUUGGAGUACAUAAUAAUUAUUUCUAUACAUUACCAUUCUAUUUUGAUUAUCUUCAUGAGAUUGAUUCGAAUUUUCAUGAAAAUCUACAAAAUCCUGGCGAAUCAUGGCACAAUGUACGAUACGUUCAUUUAAAUUUUACAUUGCACUACGAUGAGCAUAUUAUAAGCGUCUUAAAGUCUAAAAUGCCGAAAUUAAUGGCGAUUUUGUGGCGAAAGGAGUACCAAUCAAAUCGGCCUUAUGACGAGAUGAGAAAUAUGAUGGCCAAUUAUAUUCGAAUCUUUCAUUCUAAUCACCAAGAUUUUUCGAGUGACUCGAAGAAAGAUUGGUAUGCGUUCAGAUUGAAUACUCCUUUACACUUGUAUCUACAAAAUGAAGAGGUGUCUCUUGCUAUUAAGAAAGUAAUGACACAGGGCAAUUGUGUCACACAUAAUGGGCUUGUGAGGUUAAGCAAAAUCAAUCGGUUUCAUCUGUCAUAUUUUUCUCAUGUGGACUUUUCCGUGGAUAGACAUGGCGCAUCGCUAGAGUGGUAUGCGGAUAUCCUUACGAAGAUAGUGCAAACUUUUCAACAUCUAGAAACGAUAAAAGUAUUCGUGGAUGAUCAAUCGAGCGCUAAUGAGCUGAUUGAAAAUUUGCAUAUGAAUCAUGGAAGUUUUCGAAACUUUGUGCUUAAGCGCUACUCAGAAUCUUUUUUAUUGAAGAAAAUAAAUUAA